Molecule: messenger RNA, 1592 nt
Organism: Patiria miniata (bat star)
Lineage: Eukaryota; Metazoa; Echinodermata; Asteroidea; Valvatida; Asterinidae
Product: RNA-binding protein 8A-like
Exons: 6
Coding region: 214-723 (169 amino acids)
Biological process (GO): RNA splicing
Cellular component (GO): cytoplasm; nucleus; exon-exon junction complex
Molecular function (GO): mRNA binding
Source: RefSeq, a predicted model, not a curated record
CCAGCUGAAGUUGCACGUCACACAUGUGAUUUCAACCUCGUAGUUUUGUCUUCGUGGAUUUUGAAAUAGUUGGAUCGAGAGGCCUGAGAACAAGGGUGAACAUUUUCCCAAACUAUCGUUCAUGUCGUUGUGUCCGUGGAGCGGUUCAGUUGUAUUUGAACAAAAAUUUAUAUUUUUUAAUAUUUAGAGGGUGUCGUCAGUAGCUGACAGAAAAUGGAUGAUCUUUUGGAGUUAGAUGUACAUGAAGCUGAAGAGGAUGAAGAGUUCAAAGUGGAUGAAGAAUCUGACCAGGGCAUCCAGAAAUUGAAGCAAAAUGCCAGGAGGCGUAAAGGAAGAGGUUUUGUUGCAGAUAACACUGGCAUCAGGACAGCAGACACAGAUUUUGAACCAAUGGAUGUUGACACUGGAGAAAGUGGGCCUCAGAGAUCCGUUGAGGGCUGGAUUCUCUUUGUGACUGGGGUUCACGAGGACGGAUCAGAAGAAGACGUCCGUGAUAAAUUUGAGGAGUACGGACUCAUCAAGAACAUCCACGUCAAUCUGGACAGACGAACUGGAUUCCUCAAGGGCUACUCGCUGGUUGAGUUUGAGACCUUCAAGGAAGCCCAGAAAGCCAUGGAUGCACUGAACGGCAGCGAGUUACUGGGCCAAGAAAUCACUGUAGAGUGGGCAUUCGUCAAAGGACCCCACAAAGAUUCCAAGAAGAGGAGUGGCCGUAGGAGAUGAAAUGAGCCAUCAAGGUCCCUGCACCAUUGUUGCACCAGUGUUCAACCUGUCAAAGAUGCUAAGUCCUGCCCUGAACCUAACACUUGUAAAGAAACCAGAGAUUUCUUCUUUCCCGACAAACAUUCAUUUACAUGUAGGUAUUGGGAUUGGUACAUCUUCACUAAAGAAGCACAAUACAACCAGAUUGGGGGUUGAAAAGAGAAAUUGUUUUUUUUUCCAAUCUACUUGUUUACCAAGUUUGUUUCAUAUUUGUGAGUUUUUGAAAAUUUCUUGGAAAGUGACCGGUUGUUUUCCAAGCCCGGAGACCAAGGUUGGGGACUGUUCAUUCAGAGUGUUGUAUCAAAUGUUCAAUCGUUUAAGGCCACAAUUUUAUUUUGACUGACCAUUGUCCAAGUAUGACACAUAUGACUGCAGUUUCAGAUUCUUUGUGGUCUAAACCUUCAAUCUGUAUCAUGUUUUGUAGAUUCUGUAACCAUGUUCUUCAUGCUCUUCAGCAGGUUGAGUUUUUUUAAAAGUUCCACUUUCACAAUUCAAUUAAGGAUAAAAAAACGAACCGGUUGCAUUUCUUUUUAUUUAGUAUUAUGAGCCGAUUUAAAGGUUGUGCAUAUUUAGGCAUUUUGUUUUUCACCUUUGUUUUAGCUUUUUGUGUAUUGUUUGGAUCUGCACUUCUCCAGUAGUUAGCCGUUCGUGCUCCUUGUUCAAAUGGGAAAGUGAAAUAAAAAAGAUAUAUUUCUCUUGACUUGGAUAAAAACUUAUCUUGCUGAAUUUGCCUGAUGUAUGAACAGAUUGUUUGGGCAACCAUUGGGGAAGUGACCUUCUGUAAAUGUGACAAGUUUUUAUUAAAACACGUUAGUUUGAACAAGAAUGUU